AUGUUGUCCAAGACUCUCUUCGUUCUCGCAUCGGCUGCCUCACUGGCAAGCUGCCAGUCUAAUUCUACCAUUGACACAAAUUCAGUUCCAUAUGCUACUCGACAGGCCUGGUGCAGCUCUCAGACUUCCUCAUGUCCUCUCCUCUGCCUACAAUUAUCCGGGGCAUCCGGUUCCCCCACAACCAACACCUGUGACGCAACAACACUAGACUAUGAGUGCAUCUGCAGUAAUGGUGCCUCUCCCAACGCUACUGAAUACUCCCAGACAAUCCCCUACUUUACAUGCACACAGCACAACGAUCAAUGCGUCACCAACUGCAAUGGCGAUUCCUCCUGCCAAUACGCCUGUCGAUCAGACAAUCCCUGUGGAGCUCGGGCCCCUAAGCAUUACAAUGUGACUACUACGACUGCGUCGACUGCAGCUGCGACUGCGAGUGCUACAGAAACACCAGUCAAUACUGCUGUCGAUGGGUCGACUGGUGCUGCACCACGUAUGGUUUCUGUUGAAAUGAGCCAUGUCUAUGGGCUGUUUGCUGUUGUUGGUGUUUUCACUGCUGGUUUUGCUUCCCUGAUGUAG
Penicillium nucicola is the source of this 576-nucleotide messenger RNA. RefSeq lists its product as uncharacterized. The record is from RefSeq and is a predicted model, not a curated record. The transcript has 3 exons. NCBI's taxonomy places the organism in Eukaryota, Fungi, Ascomycota, Eurotiomycetes, Eurotiales, Aspergillaceae. The coding region runs from base 1 to 576 and encodes 191 amino acids.